Lolium rigidum is the source of this 2378-nucleotide messenger RNA. Its product is annotated as protein NPG1-like. The coding region runs from base 1 to 2061 and encodes 686 amino acids. The transcript is spliced from 5 exons. Gene Ontology annotation, molecular function: protein binding. Lineage: Eukaryota; Viridiplantae; Streptophyta; Magnoliopsida; Poales; Poaceae. The record is from RefSeq and is a predicted model, not a curated record.
AUGGCGGCGGAGCCGGAGGACGGCGGCGAGGUGGCCCCGCCUGAGGCGGCGGCGGCGGCAGAACCGUCUCCCCCGGCUAAGGAGGAUCCGGCGGAUCAGCCGAGCGCGGGCGAGGGAAAGGCCAAGGAGGCCGAGCCGCCGACGUCGUCGGGCGAGGGGCUCUCCCUCAACUAUGAGGAAGCGAGAGCUCUAUUGGGAAGGCUGGAAUUUCAAAAGGGCAAUGUAGAAGCUGCACUUUGUGUGUUUGAUGGAAUAGACCUUCAAGGUGCCAUUCAGCGCUUCCAACCAUCCCCCGGGAAGAAAGGCCCAACAAAAGAUUCUGACCCGCCAAAUGCUGCUACUCUUGUUCUUGAAGCCAUUUACUUGAAAUCAUUGUCCCUUCAGAAGCUAGGAAAAUCAACAGAGGCCGCUCAACAAUGCAAAAGCGUCAUUGAUUCUGUUGAAAGCAUGUUCCAGAAUGGCACCCCUGAUAUCGAGCAAAAGCUACAGGAAACUAUCAACAAAUCUGUGGAACUUCUCCCAGAGGCAUGGAAAAAAGCUGGAAAUCUUCAGGAAGCAUUAGCUUCAUACCGACGCGCUCUUCUCAGCCCGUGGAACCUCGACGAGGAAUGCGUCACAAGGAUCCAGAAGAGAUUUUCUGUUUUCCUGCUCUAUGGCUGUGUGGAGGGGAGCCCGCCCAGCUGUGCUUCACAACCUGAAGGCAUUUUUGUUCCAAAGAACAAUAUUGAGGAGGCUAUUCUACUCCUCACGAUACUGCUGAAGAAGUGGUAUCAGGGAAAGACCCACUGGGACCCCUCAGUGAUGGAACAUUUGACUUACGCAUUGUCGAUUUGCAGCAAACCAUCUCUUGUCGCAAAUCAUCUUGAGGAGGUUCUACCUGGGAUAUAUCCUCGUACAGAGAGAUGGAACACACUAGCAUUUUGCUACUACGGUGUUGGUCAGAAAGAAGUCGCUCUGAAUUUUCUGAGGAAGUCCUUGAAUAAGCAUGAGAAUCCGAAAGAUACAAUGGCAUUGCUGUUAGCUGCUAAGAUAUGCAGUGAGGAACGCCAUCUUGCUUCUGAGGGUGUCGAAUAUGCAAGAAGAGCAAUUGCAAAUACUGAAUCAUUAGAUGUUCAUCUGAAGAGCACCGGACUUCAUUUCCUAGGGAGUUGCCAGGGUAAGAAGGCUAAGACUGUUUCAUCCGACCACCAAAGAUCUCUGUUGCAGACAGAAACCAUGAAGUCGCUAACGGAGUCCAUGACUCUUGACCGCCAGAAUCCGAACCUAAUAUUCGAUAUGGGAGUUGAAUAUGCUGAGCAGCGGAACAUGAAUGCAGCACUGAGAUGUGCAAAGGAGUUUAUUGACAAAACUGGUGGAUCGGUCUCGAAAGGUUGGAGGUUGCUAGCGCUGGUCCUCUCCGCGCAGCAGAGAUACUCUGAAGCAGAAGUGGCGACCAAUGCCGCAUUAGACGAGACCGCAAAGUGGGAUCAAGGUGCAUUGCUCAGGAUAAAGGCUAAGUUGAAGGUCGCUCAAUCAUCACCCAUGGAGGCAGUGGAAGCAUACCGGGUCCUUCUUGCUCUUGUUCAGGCUCAAAAGAAUUCCCCUAAAAAAGUGGAGGGAGAGGCUGAUGGAGUUACAGAGUUUGAAAUCUGGCAAGGUCUUGCAAAUCUGUACUCCAGCCUCUCACACAGAGACGCCGAAAUAUGUUUGCAGAAAGCCAGAGCCCUGAAAUCAUACUCUGCUGCGACACUCCAAGCCGAAGGUUACAUGCACGAGGCGCGCAGUCAGAGCAGCGACGCGCUGGCUUCUUACGUGAACGCCUCGUCAACCGAGCUGGAGCAUGUGCCGGCCAAGGUGGCCAUCGGCGCGCUGUGCUCCAAGCAGGGGUCCAAGUACCUCCCGGCGGCGAGGUCCUUCCUCUCCGAUGCUCUGAGGGUCGAGCCGACAAACCGGAUGGCGUGGCUCCACCUUGGGAAGGUGCACAAGCUCGACGGGAGAAUCGCUGAUGCUGCCGACUGCUUCCAGGCAGCGGUGAUGCUUGAAGAGUCGGAUCCUGUAGAAAGUUUCAGGACACUCCCAUGAGAUGUUCGCAACAUCAUAAACUCAUUGACUGGAUAUCUAGGGGUGAAGCACUGCCUCAGUACGGGCUGCACGACCGCUACGAAAUUGGGGUAAACUUUGAAUGGUAGAUGACCCAGAAAUACUUUUACUCUCCGCAUUGCUCUCAACUCUUAUUCUUCAUUAUUUGCCUAGCACCUAGCUGAGAUCAUUUAUCAGCUGUGGGGGUAGAUUCCUUUGAAGUAAAUCGAUGUGUAUAGGAACAAUUUCUUAGUAUGCUGUUUUCGCAACAGGAAGGGAGGAUCCUUUUAUGUAUAUUUUACCUUGGUCUGAUGCUUGUU